Plasmodium falciparum 3D7 is the source of this 4506-nucleotide messenger RNA. RefSeq lists its product as uncharacterized. NCBI's taxonomy places the organism in Eukaryota, Apicomplexa, Aconoidasida, Haemosporida, Plasmodiidae. The record is from RefSeq and is a predicted model, not a curated record.
AUGAAUUUACAUAGUGCCAUAUAUCCUUUGUACAAAUUAGUAAUCACCAAACCAACACACAAAAAAAAAAGUGUUCCUUUAUAUUGGGUAGCAUUAAAAAGUACGAGCAUUAAUAAUGUUGAGGGAAAUAUAAAAAAAUGCAAAAGGUGGAAUGAAGAAUGUUACAAAUUAAAAAAAAAGGUACCCAGUAAAAAUGAAGAUGAUAUAGAUAUAGAUAAAUUAAAUUAUAUGAUAAGAAAAGAAAGAGAACGAAAAAAAAAAAAUAAAAUAAAGGAAAAGGAUAAUAAUAAUGAUAAUAAUAAUGAUGAUAAUAAUAAUGAUAAUAAUAAUGAUAAUAAUAAUGAAGAAGAAGAAAAAAAAAACUAUAAAAAAGAAGGAUAUUUUAAAUAUCAUGAUUAUGAUUAUGAUUAUCAUCGUGAUGAUGUUAUGAAGGCUUCAAUACAUAUGAACAAAAAAGAAAAUAUAUGGAAUAUGUUUAAUUUGGAUAAUAAAGGAUAUAUAAAAAACGUGAAUAUAAAAAUUAAUGAUACACAUUUAAUGGAUGAAUGUAUAAAUUAUUGUAAUACAUGGAAUAUUCAAAAAAUUUGUUAUAAAAAUGUAGCAAAUAAUAAUAUACAUAUAAUAGAAAAGUUGGAAACAACACCAUUGGAAAGGAAUAACAUAAUAAAUGACAAAAUGGAUAAUAUAAAUAAUCAAGCAAAUAAAAUGAAUAGUACAUAUAAUAAUAAUAAUUAUAAUAAUAAUAAUAGUUGCUAUAAUUAUAACGAGAUCAAAACUUUUGAUCAUCAAGAAAAAAAUAUACAUACACCUACCAAUACCAAUGAUAUAUAUGAUAUAAACAAUUAUUAUGAUAUUUUAGAAAAUGAACAUUCUCUAGAAAUUAUGAAAAAGAAAAAUAGUUAUAAUAAAUUAUUCGAUGAAAACGAUGCACGACUUAAAUGGGAUACACAAUAUGAUACAUACUACUCGAAUGAUGACAUAAAAUAUUUUAAUCAAUAUAAUGAUCACAAUUAUUGGAAUUAUAUAUAUACUUUAGAUCUAAACAAAAAUGUAUAUUUAAAUGAUCUGGGAAGAAAUAAACCUAUUCAGUUUUUAAAUAAAUUUCAAAUCUUACAAAUACUUUAUGAAAACAUCGACAAAGUACUAGAAACAGAUAAUCUUAACAUGUGCUAUAAUACAGAUAAUAUUAAAAUAUAUGAUAAUUUUCAAAAGAACAAAAUUUGUGUUCGUAAUUUCACAAAUUUCGAUUCUGUAAAAAAUCAAAAGGAUCUUAUUCAUCCACACCAUCAAGGUAAUAAUUUAAAAGAAUUAGACAAGGGGGAAAAAAAAAAAAAAAAUUCAGUUCAUUAUUUUGAAGAAGAAAUAUUAUUAAAAUAUAUUAUAAAUUUUAAAUAUGAUAAAAAUAAAGAAAUAAACGAAAUUGAAAAUCCUAAUAAAAAACAUGAUAAUGUAAACUUCUUUUAUCAUAUAUUAAAUAGAAUAGAAUUUAUUAGUGUAUCUUUUAAUUUAAGAGAAAGCAUAUUCAUUUUAUGCUUUUUUUAUUUAUAUAAUUUUUUAUCUUUUGAAAUAUUAAAUAAAUUUAUACAAAAUAUCUUAUUACACAUACAUGAUUUAAAUAUUGUACAAACAUUAAUAUUGUUAAAUAUAUAUGGUACAUUUAAAAGUAAUUACGAAGAUGUAAUUCAUCUUUUAUUAAUGUAUUUUUAUAAUAUACAAGGAACACACUUAUCUAAAUAUAAUUUAAAAGAAAACAAAAUAACAAAAAAACAAAAUAAAAAUGAUCACAAAUUUGUUACAUAUUAUAAUCAUGAUGAAUCUAUAUGUACUCAUGACAUACCUAUGAAGGAUAAUACUUACAAUGUAACAUAUGAUAUGAUAUUCCUAAAUAUAUGUCUUCAAUAUAAUAUCCAUAUAAAUAAUUCUCUAAUGCUUUUUUUUACAAAAUAUCAUAUACAUUUUUAUAAAAAUAAAAUAGAUUCUUCAUUAAUUCCCUUUCAAUGUUUUUGUUUUUUGACUGACGGAAAAAAUGAGCACUUAUUUUUUAAAACAUUACAAAGUUUUUCAUCUUUAUUAAACACCCAUAUUGUUCAACAGACAUCACCAGGAUUAAGACAUAUUCUAAAGAAUCUUCAACAAAAUAUAACAACACCAAGGUUUACUAUAGAACAACUGAGUAAGAUUAUUAGUGCUCUUAAUUUUUUGGAUAUCGAAAAGUGGAUUAGGCACAUGUUUACAUAUAUCAAAAGGUAUAAUUAUAUGGGGCUUCCAAAAGUUGGGGAUCAUAUCAAAAUAUGUGAUGAUAUCAAAACAUAUGAUGGUAUCAAAACAUAUGAUGAUAUCAAAACAUAUGAUGGUAUCAAAACAUAUGAUCAUAUCAAAACAUAUGAUGGUAUCAAAACAUAUGAUGGUAUCAAAACAUAUGAUGAUAUCAAAACUUAUGAUGAUAUCAAAACAUAUGAUGAUAUCAAAACACAUGAUGAUAUCAAAACACAUGAUGAGAUCACCAAACGUACUACAUUCGAACCUCCCCACUCUUGUAAUCACAAAGAACAAAUAUUUAAAAGUGAACACAAAUUAAAACCUACUUAUAAAGAGGAAACGAAACAAAACCAACCUUUUAAUAAACAUAUAAUAAAUGCUAACAUGAAAGUAAUAAACUUCCUUUUUUUUUUUAAUAUUGUUAAAAAUAUAAAUCGAUAUUUUCUUUUUCCCUUUUAUGAUAAAUAUGAUUUAUAUGAACUAUUAAAAGAUGAAGUAUUUCCAGAAUAUAAAAUAAAAUACCAAGAUGGUGAUAUCACAUUUUCGUGUUUGGUACAUACAGACUACAAAUUAGUUAAUCAAUAUGAGGAUGUGAAAUUAUUUUAUAAAAAAGAUGUAGAUAAUGAUAUAUGUCAUAUGCCAUAUAAUGUAGAAAACGAUCAAGUGUAUUCUUAUGGGGAAUAUCACAAAACAAAUGAAACAGAUUGUUUGAUUAAUUUAACAAAAGACGAUGUAAAGAAUUUAUUUAUAGAUAAUAAUAACAAAUUAAAUACAUUUUUAUAUAAUUAUAAAAAAAUAAAUAUACAAAAUAUUCCUUUGAAAUUUAUUGUAGAUAUUAUUUAUUUUAUAAAUAAAUAUGGACAAAUGAUUAUACCUUUUAAAAAUAAUAUAAAUAUAAAAGAAAAUGAUGAUAUAAACGAAUAUAUCUUACGUAUCUUAUCUUUUUGUUAUUUAAAAAUUUAUGUUCUUCUAAAUUCUUAUAAUAACAUUUCAAAAGAAAAGAAAUAUAUAUUAUCACAUCUUUAUAAAAUAAUAAACAAUUCUUAUUAUUUAAAUAAUGAUAUCUUAAAUUAUAUACCAACAUCAUUAUCUACAUUACAUAAAGAUAUGCAUAUGAUAUGUUCUAAAAAACAUUUUAAUUUAUUAAGUUAUUUUAUAUUAAAUCUAACAAAAAAUCUGUUACCAAAAACAAAAAAUCUAUAUUCAUCCUAUCAUCAGAAUGUUAUAAAUUCGUAUGUACAAAAUAUAAAUAUAAAUACAAAUAUAAAUACAAAUACAAAUACAAAUAUAAAUACAAUUAAUAAGAACUAUUACAAAUUAACUUAUUCAAUAUAUAAAACACUUUUGUCAAUCUAUUAUAAUUUUUUUGAUUAUAUAAAAGAAUCUUUUGAUAUAUUAAUAUUUCUAAAAAAUUCAAAAAAUAUAUUUUUUUCUCUUUGUAUAUAUUUAUAUAAUAUAGCAAAAAUAAUGAUGUUAAAGCAUCCAUAUGACAUGACCUUACAAUAUUAUUUGUCUUCCUUAUAUAAUAUAAAUAUAAAAAUAAAUAAUAAUGGCAAUAUAAAUAAUAAUGAUAAUAAUAAUGAUUUAUAUAUCCCUUUAGAAAUAUACAAAUUAAUUUUAAACUUAUUAAAAAAAUGUAUAUCUUUUUUUUAUUUACACAAAGAUAAUAUUAUACAACACAUUGUAAGUAAUGAUGAUGUUAUAGACUUUCUUAAUACACUUUCUUAUUUCAACAUAUCUUUGUAUUAUUAUAAAUACUUAUUAAAUAUUAUACAAACAAAUGAUACUAUGCCACAAGAAAAAAAAACAAGUGACAGAAAUCAUAUAAAUAAUACAUAUAAUACGGUUAUGUCAACAUAUGAAGAAGAAACAACAUGUACAUACUACCAACAGUAUCAUGAUAAUAUUUUUUCUUAUUUUUUUAAACAUCUUAUUCAAAUAAAAACAAAUUGUAUAAAUGAUUUAAACGAGAGCAAUAAAUUAAUUCUCUUCAAAACAUUAACAAAAUUAUUUGUUUUUAAUAAAUAUAAAAAUGUUCUUCAUAUGGAUCACAUCACUAUAUUAUUAAAUCAAAUUAUGCAUUUUGUUAUAAUUCAUCAUAUGUAUAUAAGCAAACAUAAUUAUUUUUUUAUAAUAUCUUCUUAUAUAAAUCUUAAGAAAAAUUAUGAUAUUGUAAAGCAGGACAAAACAUUUAAUCAUACUGCAUAUCAAAAACUAGCACAUAUAUGUGAACAAAUCAUAAUAUGA